AGGUGGUUAAAUGCGCAGCCCCUACGCGCACGUCUUUUUUUAAGUAUAGGUCCAGAUAUAAACGAUUUAUAAAAAAAUGUUGAAUUCGCAAAUAAUUAGAUGAAAAUUCUUGUGAAAUAUUACAUUAGCCUAAAAAUACAAUUUAUUCUCAGUGCUUUACCUAAAUCCGGUACGAUCGGAAUUCUGAUAAAUAUCUAGGUGAAGUUUUGACAGUAAAGUAACCAUAAACUUGACGUUGAGGGACUUUAAAAAAAGUGCUAAAAAAGUAAACGACUUCUGCCUAAAGGAACUACUCACAGGGAUGUAGAGGAAAAUGAUAUCAAGCAAUGCCUCUAUAUACAAAUUGAAAUCUUCAAAAAGUUACCGAGAUGUGCCAGAUGCAGAGUACUCCCACUCUGAUGAAAGUGGAGAUCAAGAAAUUAAUGAAAAAUUUAAUGCCCGGGAAAGAGGAUACCGAAAUUCAGGUGCUACCAGAAACCGUACAAGAUCUACUGAAUUUAGAUCUACGAGAACAACGGGAGGAAGAGCUGCAUGCAGGCCUGGUCGUAGAGGAGAUCCGCCGUCUCGUAGAUCAGAUAGGGAUUAUUCUGAUGGGUAUUAUUCCACUAGAAAAUAUGAGAGCAGCCGAAAUGAGGGGUUACCAGCAUUUAGGGGAAAGUUCUAUGAACCAGAGAAGAAAUCUGAUAUAAAGCUAAACCUACCUGAAGACACCAGAAUAUCAAAACUUUUAAGACGCCUUAAUAUAGAAACCUGCCAAGAAAACUCUCUGCAGAUCUCCAAAAAGCUUUUAGAAGUAUUACUUUUACCCGACAAUGCAGCAUAUAUUAGGAAAGCGUUUCAUAUUCUUGGUGAAUCCAUGUAUGAAAUUUUGAUGGUUUCACCAGGCUUAUUGGCCAAACAACAAGCUGCUAGAGCGCUGGGUAGAAUGGGUUAUAUUAUGGGACAAGAAGGUGAUUUUGACAGAUACCACAACUGGCUAUUUUCACGGAUGCAAAACACUUGCGAGGAAACCCAGAUACUCCUUAUGUCAUCAUUUAAAGAAACACUCGCGAUGGAACAGAAAAACCCGAUUUUAGAAGAACAUAUUGAAAACCUUAUUAACAAUCUUGUGGCGGCGAUAGAAGUAACUGAUAAUGCUGAAGUGUUUAAAGCCAUUUUGGAGACUUUGGUGAAUGUUGUGGAAGUUUACCCAAAUGAGUUUUACACCCAAUUUAGAGAUACUAUUGACCUUCUCUUUGGCUGGCACGUUGAUCACACUCAGCCAUUAUCGAAUAUUGAAUUUAUAAGCAAAAACAUGCAAAAACUUUCGCAUCAUUUUAAAUUCAAUAUAGAAUUUUCCGUGUCCCUUGUUGAGAACUUUUUGGAGGAUAUUUCAAACUAUACAGCAGAUCUGAAUAAGCCUGAAAGCAUUGACCAUGUCACUGUAUUUCUAUUAGCACUCAACACCGUACUGAAAUGUUUAGGUAUCAGUUUUCACCCAGCAAAUAAUAAGAUUGUCACCAGUGAUUUCAUUGUAGCAUGCCUGGGAAGUGUUAUUAAAACGGUUACAGAUGCUCUUGAUUAUUUUACACCUGAAAAUCUAAUCAUCGCCGCCAACGAUGUCAUAUCUCAGCUUCUUUCCUAUUUAGAAACGAAGCCUCAAAGCAUCAGCAAUUCCAUUUAUAAUUUAAUCGACAUGGAGCUGGUGUUAAUAAAUGAUUUGUAUGACAAUGCGGUCAUUUCGAUGCUGCUGCUAAUUUCUAAGGUUGUCAAAGAACUUUCCGCAAACCUUCCGAUGGAGCUGAUUGAAAAACUUAUUGGUCCUAAGAGCGACAUUGUUAAACUACGCUCGUCUCCUUAUAGACAUAUUCAAAACUCCGUUAUUUGUGUCUAUCAGGCUCUAUUAAAUUUAAAGAAUGUAUCGCUACUUCAGGAGGCUUACAGAUAUAUUUGGGGUGACUUGGAGAGAUUUUAUGUUAAAAUUGUACCUAAAUAUAAGCCUAUUAUUCAGAAUAACCCUUACGGACAAAAAGAUGCUGAAGAAUCAACAGAAGACCCUCAUUUAACAGUGAUGUUUUUGUUACGUUGUCUGUCGCAACUGACUAAUGCCAGUUCGAUUAUAGUAAUGUGGGCGCUGAAACCUAGUAUUUUGGAGCUGGUUGGAUUACAUUUGCGCCCUCACGAUGCUGUUUUAUCUAAAAGAGCUCCAUAUAUUCAAUACAGUUUGCUCUAUCUCCUGUUUUCUCACUGCAAGUGUUACAAUCACUUUAUAUCAAAUAGCGCAUUAGUCACAAAUAAACAGGAGAUGAACCGGUUUGCUUUAACGGACACCCUCAAUAUCGGAGAUGUGCCAAAUACUUCACCUAACUCUGGAAAUUUUGGCGUGAUUCUUGAGGUUAUUUAUAAAUGUUUAAAAAUUGAAACUUCAACUGAAGUUGCUCUAUUGCUUCUGCAAUGGCUUAACGAUAUUUUAGUAAAUUCGGACAGCUACUUGGAAGCAUUUUAUUUGGAUGAGAAGUUUGGUUUAGUGACUGAAGUUUUGGUAAAGUGCGGGUAUCAUUUUAAUGGACGAAUUACUGAGGCCGUAUGUGAGAAUUUAGAGAAGCUUUUAAGUAAUAAGCAGCUUGCUUGGAAUAACGUAUUUUUAAGUAACGUUAGCGACUUAUGCAAACUUCAUAUGACUUCAAAUAAUGUUGGAUUACGUGAACGAUAUUCGAGGCUCCUAAGUAAUGUCCCUUGGGAUAUAGCAAUCGUUGAACUCAAUAAUGUAACCACAAUGAAUCAUUCUAUGGAGAAAACAUGCAAUUCGAAAGAUUUUAACAAAUAUAUGGUUUAUUUGGCCCAAAAUUUACAUCUGAAUGGGUCUGUUGAUGGGGAGAUGUGUCUUGAGCAGUUCAAGAACUUUAUGAGGUAUUUACUGUAUAAAAACAAUUUUGAUGAGAGUUUUUUGGAGGAGAUAUUUACUACUUGUUGGACACAAGACUACGAAAGUCACAUGAAUAUGGAAUUGUUCUACGAUCUUGCUAUGAACUCUAGACAAGUGUUAAUUAGUUGGUGUACCAUGGAAGCAGCUCAGGUUUGCGUCAAUUACAAACUCCGCACACCCUUGGGUAAGCCCAAUGAAACUUUUAUGAAAAUUGAAAGCGCUUUAAACGAACUAGGCAAUGAUUUAGUCAUGAUGAAAAAAACUGGUGACCGAUUAAACGAAAAGUCUGGAAACCGCGUCCGAAUGCUACUGCAGUUUAUAGAGAACCUAGAAAAGAGCAUUUACAAUGCCUCGGAAGGAUGUGCGGUGGCAAUGCCACAAGCCAAUAAAAAUGUCAAGGCGUUUUUUAUAGCAAACGCAAAUACCUGCAACGAGUGGUUGUCCAGAAUCAGGAUGGUUGUUAUACAUAUUGCUUUACACUCUGGCGAAAACUCUCUUGCGUACAGGCAUAGUCAGUGCAUGUUAAAAGAGAUUGUUAUCGCUGGUAAAGCCAAGAGUGUGGAGUUUGAAAGAGUCGCGAUGUUCGCUACGUUGGCCCUCCUGAAUCUUAAGGAGUCUGAAGCUCUGUAUGGCCUUUAUACUUGGUGUAAAAUGCAAACAGGAAAAAGGUUUCAGUUUAUUAAGUACAGCGUGGAUCAGGCAGCUAAACGUUAUGAAAUAGCGGUGGAAGGCUUUAAAAGAAUUCUUGAAGAAGCCAAAGAUGAAAGGGACAGUAAUACUUCGAAAGAAGACAAAGGUUUGAUUGAUGAUAUUAUAAACUUUAUUCAAGAUCAAGUAGUGGUAUGCUAUAAGGAGCUUAAUAACUGGGCUGAUUUGUUUGAGUGGUAUGAAUAUUAUCACUUAUAUCUUGGUAAUGUUACUGAAAAUGGCAAGAAGUAUUGGUUUCAUACUACAGACUGGGAAUGCAACAAGUCUUUGUACAAGUUAGAACUUGAUGAACAUUCUUUGACAGAGUUAGGAACUUGGCGUUUAAAAGAUGAAGAAACCACUUGGAGUUUGUAUGAAAACCUUACCACAACAGAAACAAAUCUUUUUAACUAUGCAUUGAACCUCGCUGCUGGUAGCGAAGAUUCUGUAUUACCUAAAAUAGAGCAAACCCUUUACAACGUACAAAAAAACGUUAGAGAUCUUCUACCCUUGGCACCGAACGAGUUUUUACAAAACUACUCUCUCCUCCAGUACGUUGCCAUUGGCUUGAGAAAUGUAGCGCAGAACCUGACGGCACAUACAGUAUUCCUUGUUUCUGAAAAUUUCGAGAAAGAAAUUGAUAAAGUAGACACUAGCAUUCUAAGGAAAAUCCUGUGGUGGUCCGAGUACUUUGGCAAAGUCCAAAACCAAGGUUUUGAUGUAUUCUGCAGCAAUUUAAGACUGGACAUCAUUAAGCGGGCCCGCAAAGAAAAGAACUUUGAAUUAUCUUCUCGUCAAAUUUACAAAUUUUUCAGAGACAAAGGGAUCGAGUUUUCUUGCCCAUAUGUAAACCGACUUACUUUUCAAGAACUGGCAACCAAACUGUCUGAUAUAACUAUUUGCACUCUAGAUACGGCCAAAGCGAUGUCUGAGGUUAUUAAAGUUUGUUAUCACAGCGAGAGGGAAGACUCGCGUCAAACUGCUCUUAAUUUAUGUGCUACAGUCUCUACGAUAAUCUCAAAGUACGCUGAACUUUGCAAUAGUAAUGAACAUCGGAAAGUGAGUAGUAAAAUUCUGCUAAAGCUCGCUUCGUGGAUGCAAAAUAACGACAGCGUAAACAUAACGGAAAUUAAUAGCGCUCUAGGGAAACUCAUUAUGGUCUUACCAGAGAUAGGACUGAUAGAGCCCGGAGCCAACAAUAUCAUUCCCUUGAACGAAAUGGCCGUUGGAAAAUUAUUGCAGUUUAGUGCACAUCAGUGUCCCAGUUUAGCGAAAAGCUGGAAUGCCUUUGGUACCUGGUGUUAUCGUUGGGGAAAGAAAACUGUUGAUCACGGAUCUAUUAUGAAGAAUAAUCUUACCGAGGAGCAUUGCCUGGAAAUCAAGGCGCUUUUACCAUUCGAGACAUCCGAAAAAGACGUUACAAAGAUCAUACGUAUUUUGUCGCAAACAAGAUCCGCCAUAAUUGGCGAGGAAGAUAUUGAAUCUAACGAAAUAAACACUACAGAUAUGAUUCAGGCUCAGUUACAAACUGUGGGCAUAUUAGAAGACGCCUCUGAAGAUCAAUUAAGAAGUCUGGUACAAAUUUGGAAGAGCACUCAAAAAAGCAUGUAUAACUAUUAUUCUUUAAGUGCUGAAGCUUACUUUAAGUACCUCCACUUGGUCAUGAAGAGUGAAAACGUUUCUAAAAGCAACGAUUGCGAUACAAUAACUAUUACCUUAAGAUUGUUGAGGCUUAUGGUAAAGUAUGCAUUGGAAUUGCAAAGUACUCUAGAGGAAGGACUGCAAAGUACACCUACAGAGCCCUGGAAGGUUAUUAUACCUCAGCUGUUUUCUCGAUUAAACCAUCCAGAAAGUUACGUAAGACUCAGAGUUUCAGAUUUAUUAUGCAGAGUUGCGGAAGAUGCGCCUCAACUUAUUACUUUUCCUGCCGUAGUAGGGGCGUUAGAAGGUGGUGUAAAGUUUGACUUUAGUGAGAUAAAGUUGCCGAAAGAUUGUUUAUCACAAAACAAUGAAGAUCCAGAUGAAAAUGACCUAGAUAAUGAUGAAGAUAAUUACGAAAGUGACACGGACGAAUGCCGGGACAAUACUUUGCAAAACUGCUUCAAAGCAAUGGUGGAUACUUUAAGCAAACAAGAUCCCGAAACGAUAUCGCAAGUGCAAACUUUAGUAAAAGAAUUGAGAAGAAUUACACUGUUGUGGGACGAGCUGUGGUUAGGUACCUUGGCGCAGCACCAAAGCGAGAUCGGAAAGAGACAGAGGCAGCUCGAGUACGAAAUAGAAAAGGUGAACGAAAACAGUAAUCUCAGCAAAGAAGAAAAAGCUAGCUUAAUAUUCGAAAAACAUCGGAUAAUCAUUAAGCCGAUAGUGUACGUUCUGGAGCAGCUAAACGAUGUAACCAGUGUAGAGCCAGAAACUCCUCACGAAAAACAGUUCCAGGAGAAGUACCAGGAAGAUAUAAAGGCAGUAAUAGAAAAACUGAAAAAUCCCCAGAGUCCCGAACAUCCUCAAGACUCUUUGUCCCCGCUUAAACAGCUCCAGAAGAAGUUUCAGCAAAAGUUUCACAAGAGGGCGUCUUACUCGCUUAAGAUGCAAGACAUUUCGCCGGUGCUGCACUCAGUUAAAGAUACAUUGAUUGCCAUGCCCGGAAUAGCCACUAACGAAAAGAAAACCGUUACUAUUUCUCAUGUUAGUAAUGUGGUUUCUAUUUUGCCAACUAAGACCAAGCCAAAGAAGUUAAUAUUUUACGGGUCGGACGGACAAACCUAUACUUAUUUAUUCAAGGGAUUAGAAGAUCUUCACCUAGAUGAACGCAUAAUGCAGUUCCUCAGUAUCGCAAAUACUAUGAUGGCCCAAAAUGCUGAUCCUAGUGGCCAUAAUUUGUACAGAGCCAGACAUUAUUCCGUGAUACCUUUAGGACCCAGAUCAGGUCUAAUAUCAUGGGUAGAUGGCACCACUCCUGUGUUCGCUUUAUACAAACGGUGGCAGCAGCGCGAAUUGGCUAAACCUACCGCUAAAGGAACUCAAACAGUUCCCAGACCGUCAGAACUGUUCUAUAAUAAAUUAGUGGAGCACGGUGUGCAAAAUAUUGACAACCGAAAGGAAUGGCCUCAAUCGGUGCUUAAAGAGGUAUUAACGGAACUUAUGGCGGAAACUCCCAGUGAUUUGAUAUCCAAGGAGCUAUGGUGCAAAGCUGUUUCGCCCAGUUCGUGGUGGCAAGUGGUCAAGAGAUACAGUUACAGUGUUGCCGUUAUGAGUAUUAUAGGAUACAUCAUAGGAUUAGGCGACAGGCACUUGGACAACGUUCUUAUAGACCUUAUGACAGGUGAUGUUGUUCACAUCGAUUAUAACGUGUGCUUUGAAAAGGGCAAAACCCUGAGGGUGCCAGAAAAGGUGCCUUUUCGACUUACCCCAAACAUAAGGGAUGCUCUAGGAGUCACCGGAGUAGAGGGCAUAUUUCGUGUGGCCUGUGAAAAUGUGUUAAAAACCAUGCGUAAAGGCCGUGAAACCCUUCUGACUCUUCUAGAGGCUUUCGUCUACGAUCCGCUCAUUGAUUGGACCGUGGGAGGAGAGGUGCUGGCUGGCACAACGUUUGGCGGAGUCACCUCUUCUGAAUCAGGAGGAAAACGACAAACUAAGAAAGAGUUGGAACGGGAGGUCACCUUGGCUAUGUUUGACGUAAGAUGCGUUGAGAUGAAGGCCGAAUGGCAAGAGAAUAAGGAAGACAUCUUAUUAGAAAUACCCACUUUACUGGAUCAUCUUCAAGAAUGUUUGGUGGUAGCGCAAGAAUUAAGCGAAACAGAGGAUCAGUUGCAAGAUUUACAUCAGCAACUCUCCCUGGUCAAAGAGGCUGAAGCACAAGGGAAGAAACAUUCCUUAUAUAAGUUGCCUACGCUCUAUGAGGCAUACGUAAAAAGUCAAGAGUCUAUGAAUAGUGCCAAAAAGGCUCUCUGCGAUAUAAUCAAGGACUGUGAGAGUCAUUCAAAGAUUUUUAAACAAUUGUUGAACUCGUACGAAAAUCAGCAGUUCACCCAAUGGUUGAACGAGUUAAAAUUCAAUGUUUCGGAUGAUAGCACGCAUAUUUUUGAUCUGGUCAAAGAGUUCCUGCAUAACGCUGGUAAAGAUGAUGUCGUUACACAGUGUGAACAAUCUGAAUUAGAGGUGGCCCAGCUUUCCCAACAUCUAAACCUACACUCUAGAAAAUGCAUUCAGACCUUCCAAGACUACUUUUCACUGCUGGUACAAUGUCCGAGAUCUUAUAUCAAUUACCAUCGGAUGGAUUUAUACUCAAAAUGGGCCAAUCAUUUAUUAGAAACUAAGAGUACCGAGGGCUGCGAUAAUGUAAUUGCGGAAUUUAAAUUAAUGCACGAUCGACAUGUGCAUAAUACUGCGAAGAUUGUCAAUGUUGCCUUUACUAUGGAUAAUUAUUAUAAGGAUACGUUAUUACAGGUUAAUAAGUCGUUUGAAGAACUAAGCAAUAUACGUGCUCGUGAUCCGUCCAACUCGAUCGAAACUUCCUACGCCCAAACGAAGAAAAAUAUAGAAAUGUUCCUAUCUCAAGAUAAAAUUGCCACAAAUGCCUUCAAAUUUGUUGUUGCUGGAGAUUUACUAAUUCUUAACAAAAUGCUUCUUAGUGCAGAGAUUACCGCACAAAAAAGCGGCAAUUUAUUACUAAAAUUGACGUCUAGGGACGGAGAUUGGUUCCUUGACGAUUUGCUAAUGAAUAGUCUUCGGGCAGUGGAACUGGUCAACAAUUUACCUUUAAAACCUGAAGUAGAUGAUCCCAGACUUUUCCAAAUAACAACAGGCAUCAAAACAGCCAAUCUAGUGUACAAAGGUUUGUAUGACUUAAAUUUCAACUUUCACACGAUUAUUUUACCGGAAUCGAUGAAGAAGAUUCAAGCGGAUGAGGACAGCGUUCAAGUAAUGAUCGCAGAUUUAAGGCGGGUGGUCGACGAAUGUGAAAUUCCCAUCCAUAAUAUGAUUGCCGAGUUAGAGAAGCUGCUUACUUGCGUUUUGAUGCACGUUGAUAUACAUACUAGUUACGACUACGUUUUAGAAAAACUUGUACUCUUACGCUCCAACUAUUUCUCUCUAAUUCCCAACCAACCUGAUGCUUUAUCUCAAGGUAAAAUGCUCUUGAUGGGUUUCAAUGGCCUGUUUGAAAAAGUGAAUCAGGAAAUCACUAACUUAGUUUCCACACUCGGUACGCUUGAUGUACCGAAAUCUUGGAAGAAAUUGGAUCAUGUUAUCCAAGCAAAGAACAUAUCGCCUCACAUUUUCAAGCCCCAAGUAAAAAGCAUUCUCGAAAAUAUCUUCUUUUUAAAACGAAUCGUGGCUAUAAAAGAUUUCUUUACUCUGGCCCAGCAGAUGUCUCAAAGUAUCAAGGGAAGCGCUCCCACAAUGAUUUAUUCUGACGAUACAUUAACCAAACCUGUAAAGCAGUUUAUUGCCGAGUUUAUUUCACGCCAACUUCUGGGGAUUACGCCAGAAGCACUAACGUAUUGCAUUUGCCUUCUAUUAGAACAAGUGGGAAUUAAAGUAACUCAUGAGGUAGAGCAAAAAGAUAUUGGAGCCGAAAGCAAGGUGCCUUUGGAAGAAAUUUACCAAAAAGCGUAUAAUAGCUUAACGAAACAGGGUGCUUUUACACCAAACGUGUUUUCCGAAGCGUCCAGCUUGGAAAACAGCCUGAAAAUAUCCUGGGAAAAGAUUCAGGCCCCCAAAAAAUUGGAACAAAAACUCGCUGUGCUCCAGUCGAGUACUUUUAGGCUCCAGAGCCAAAUGGCAGUGCACAAUUUGAUUUACGAUGAUGUUUUAUCCAUGAAUAACUUUCCCUCUGCCAGGGCUAAAUUUGUGAUGGAUAUGCAGAACGAGCUAACGCAGCUUCAGAGUACUUUUAAGCAGCUGAAAGAGGCGAGGGAGAAACAGCAGAAACUGGUGGAAAAAGCGUAUCAGCGACUGAAUUGGGCUAAAGGUGCCAAUCCAAACGUAGUAGAAAUUCUGGCUGCCUUCGAGACCGCCGUGCAAAACCGCGAAACCCAACUCAACUUGGAACAGAAAAUCGCCAGUAACAUCUUAGAAUCUUACGGUGUUAUAUUGCAGCACGAAGUAUUGCGAUCCUCAAACGUCGAAACGACCAAGAAGUAUGACCAGUCAUUUUUAACUUGCUAUGAAAAAUGGCGGCAGAGCUGCGAGUAUGCAGAGAGUAAUAACGAAGCAUUAUUGCCAGCUGAGGAGAGCAUUUUAAACAUGCUUUCACUUGAUCUCGUCCAGAAUCCUAAGUGGCUUCAUCAGGUUUCUCUACAUAUCACUGACGUGAUAGCAAUUUAUCAAAAGCGACUGGCUGAUAAGAAGGAUGGGCUAUUUACAUCCAACGACAACCUUACUACUUUGAUAAAUAAUUUCAAAGCCAUAUUCAAUAUUCAUUCCAGACUUAUGCAAGAUGUCAAAGGUCUUCUUAAAACUAUGGCUAAAAUCGACGAAUACAGUAAGGAGACCCAAUAUUUCAUUUAUGAUUAUAAAAAAUAUUUAGGGCACUUUAACGAACUUUUUGGUAACUAUUGGGAAGAAUUAGACAAAAAGAUGAUAGAGGAUAUGAUUGUGCACUUGGAGUAUGUCAGGGAUAAUACAGAAGAUAUUUAUGAAGGCUUACUUGGCCUGCAACAAUUAAGAACUAACAACUACAGACCUCGCUUAAGAAAACAAAGUUGUAUGUUUUCUUGUGAAAUAAAGAAGGAAAGUAAGAAUCAACAAAGGAAUGCGUAUGCAUUAAAUGUGUGGAGGCGAGUUAAAAUGAAAUUGGAAGGACGGGAUCCAGAUAGUACCAGGAAGUGUACUGCACAAGAACAGGUCGACUAUGUAAUCCGAGAAGCGACCAGCCUCGACAAUCUGGCCCUUUUAUACGAGGGAUGGACGCCAUGGGUAUGAGCUAACCGAAACGCGAAGGCGCGACUCCGUCUCUGAUUGGCGGAGUGACGUGCCGGUGGCUCUCACUCGUCGACUUGAACCAACCAAUAGGCAAACCACUAGCGCAAAGGCGGGCGACGGAACGGUCGCAGCGGCCAAUCGCUGGGUGCCGUAUUCAAACAAAAAGGGGCGUGACAUCAAGCAGUCAGGGUUACGCGCGUGCGCGCUAAGCUGAAUAGACGUCGGGAGAGGGCGGGACCUAUUUUAUUAUGGUCACGCCCCCUAUUCUGGUAAUCGUAAAUUACUUAAUUUUUGGUAUCCUGCCCUUCGGUGUUGUUUUGUAUGUAUGUGUACUGGAUGGGUAAAGUUUCUUAGAGAUGAGUUAUGUUGGUUUGGUAUUAGACUCAAUUAAAAUCUGCACAAUUUUUGUUGUAUUGCUGUUUUUUAAACCAAAAAUAAAACAACUGGCUUUUUCUAAAAACUUAUUUUCACGCAAUUUUAAAUCUCACAAAGUGAGUGAUAGUGUUAGGCUGUAAAAAAAAAGAAGUCGUGUCAGGACUUCUUGGAGGCCAAAAUAGGUUCUUUCCCACUUUAAAGUUGCCGCAUAUCUUCAAGCGAUGCAGAAUGUGCUGCCAUCUGACUAUUGUGAAUUUUUAUAACUUAAAAUCUGCUUGGUAAUUUUUACUUGCUAUUGUUCUGGAAAUUUUUGUUAAGAACUUUUAAUUUUUUAAACAGAAGUCAGGGUGAGACUCUCAAUUUAAACGAGUGAGAAUGUGUGAUCUUUUCCGGGAGUAAACUCUCUAAGAGUCAACUUAAAUGAGGUUCCAGUGUAUUGUAAAUUGUAUCUAUUGUUUAUUAUAUCCAUGAGUAUUGUCUCUACGUUAUUUUAAAUAUCCAACCCUUAAGCAAAAAGGAAAUGCAAUUUUAAAGAAACUCACAUUGCCUUCCCAAGUGAGAUGAGACUGAAACAUUUUCAAGGUUGAGUCAGGUAAUGCCUGAUGACUUUUUCCUCUUGAAAGGGCGAGAUGUUUAUUGGCGAUAAUCUAAAUGUGAUAACUGAGAUGUUUUCUAGUUUAUCAACUCUAGUCAAUACGGAAUCUAUUACGGACUUUAGUCAAAAACAGAACAACUCGUAUACUAGCAUACACUAUUUAUUAACAGUUAAGCUUUUUUUUUUAAUAUUUUUUAUUAAGUUUUCGAAAGCAAUCAAAAUGUACUCUCUAACCUUAAUUCAUUUGUGUAAUUAGUUUAAAAAAAACUAUUUUAACCAAAUACUUAUUUGUUACCGGAAAUUUUUAAUAUAAAAACAAUAUUUUUCUUCGAGCUCUCUAAUUGUAUCCAAUUAGAGAAUUCAACAUACCGACAUUCACUAAUAACCUAUUACUGCCUAUAACUAUCGCAAUUUUAAUUACUACCGCCAUUUUUAAAGUCCAUACUUGCAGUGGAGUUAAUAUGUCAAUGGGUGACUAAAAAUGCUUCGGUCAUCCUCCACUAAAUUUAUUUAAAAAUUCUAAUUAAUCCUUAAUCCUACAUGUUUCGGACAUCUAACGUGUCCAUCAUCAGGGAUACAAAUUGAGGGUUUUCGUCAAUACAUAUUAAAGCUAUAGUGCCUCCGGCAAGGUCAAAGGGUUAAAACAACUAACAAUGAAUAAAAAUGGCAUAUUAGGAUGCAUAAGAAAGGGACUAAAACUGGAUCUGCACAAACAUAAAAUCACAAGAUUACAACACUACGAUAAUUGUUAUGUAAACUUUGGUUUUUUGUAUCCCUGAUGAUGGACAUGUUAUAUGUCUGAAACAUGUAGGUUAAUAACAUGUAAAUUAAUAAUUUUCAAAUAAAUUUAGUGGAGGAUGACCGAAGCAUUUUUAGUUACCCGUUGACCGCCAUUUUUGCAAAGAGACAGUAAUCGUCAAUAGAAACAAUAAUCGUAUUAGCCAGGUCUUAGUAAAUAGAACAUUUAUUGCUUAAAAAAACUAAACCAGAACAAAAGCCAAAAUUACAAUUACAUCAUCAUAGAGCUCUAGUUGAAAUUAAAGUUUUUUUAUUACUAGUGAUCUAAUACUUUAUAAUAUUAAAAAUAUAUACCAAGUCUUAAAACGUUCUCAUUUGCAAAUUACAAUAUUUUCACAAUAGAAUUUUACAAUACAUCACUCUUAACAACAAAUGCCAUUUACCGUAUCAGCUAGCUUAAUACCAUCUUAUAUUCUCAUAAAUUCGUUUAAAUAUUCUUCAAAAUUAUUAAUAAAAAUAAAUUUGGAUACAAACAACUUACCAACAAAUUGCAAUGUUGUCGCUAUAUUAUGGUAUUUUUAUGGACCUAUUAAAAACAUAUUAAAAUAAUUUUUCCUACUACCGUGCGUAAAGUACUCACAUUACACACUUCCAAGGGUUUAUAAAGUUUCACUUUUUAUGCACUAGUGUCUAAAACGACUUUAGUAGGCACUGGUGCGUAAAAAGUAAUUUGACGUUUAUUUGGCAUUCAUUUUAUAAUUUGUCAAAAACUUUUUUGACGUUUUUUUUACGCACCAAUGUGUAAAGUAAUUGGUAUGUUUUUUUCGGUAGUAGAAUAGUUAUUUAUGUAACAAGUGUGUAAAAUGAUCCUUUUUUGAUGAAUGGGAAACUUGUCGCAUGCGAUAAUUCCAUACAAAACAUACAACAUUUUUUCUACUACCGAAGAAAACAUCAAAAAAAUUAAAAAUAUCAAAUUAUUUUACGCAUUUAAACGACUUUACGGUAAAAAAACCGUCAAAAGAAUUGUUGACAAACUAUCAAUUAAAUUUCAAAUAAACGUCAAAUUACUUUUUACGCACUAGUGCGUAAAAAAUACUUUUUUUUAGGCACUAGUGCGUAAAAAGUGAUUACUUUACACACUCUGGGAAGUGUGUAAAGUGAGCACUUUACCCACGGUAGUAGAAAAAAAUUUUAUAUGUUACACGUGUGAAAGAUCUCCUUUUUUUAUUCAUGGGAAUUGACAAAUUUCCCGUUUAUAAAAAAGAAUCAUUUUACACACUAUUUUAAUAUAUUUUUUUAAUUAAUUUGUUUAAAUGUGUAAUAAAAUUUAAAUAGUAAAAAAAAUAAAUAGUUCAGAUAUUUAAAAAGUUUCUAAUAUAUUAAAAGUAAAAUCUAGCAGCUUUUAAUUGAGUCAACAUACCAAUGAAAACGAGACUAGUUGCACUUAUAAGAGGGUAAUAAUGAAUUAGGGGCACAGAUACUAAAAUAAUAAAGGUCGUAGGUUUAAAAAAAUAUGCGUGACUCGCUGCUUGCAUAUUAAUCAUUUAUGUUUUGUCGCGGAGAUUGACAAAAAAAAGGUAAUUGUAUUUCUUAGUGAUGAACAAACAAGGAUUAUUAUUAUAUCAUGAUAUAAACACGUUUUUUUUUUUCAUUUAUGUUAGCUAAACCGAAUAAUUUUCUUUGUAACUGUACGAAAUAGAUUUCUUGAAAUUCAAAAAAACCGUUGAUGCCAUAGAGUUACUGUUGAGAUAUGUGACUAAUUAUUGUGUUAUAGAAAUCUAAGGCGUUCAGUAGAAUUAUGCACAUUGGUAUUGAAAUUGCAAAAAAAAAAUCAAAAUAUAAUAUUAUUAUUUUGUAUUAUGUUUCAUUGAUUAUUGCUCAUAAAAAAGAUCGUGAUUGGAAUAUCAACAAAGAUUGUUUUUAUUAAUAUAAAUUAUACGUAAUAAAAACAUAAAGUAUGUUUUUUUUAAGUUUAUCGUACUAUGACUCUUACAAGCAUAACAAAUUCCUAAAAUGUUAGUAAUACUAACUCUAAAAUACCUACACGAGGUUUGGUAAAAAAAAUAUUGGUAUUCACUUUGCUUUGUCAGCUUGCUUUAAAGCAUGAUCAGCCCUGAAAACACCUAUACUCUUUAAAUUAAGACUGUUAAUUGUUUUUUUAUAUUUAUUAACCGAAAUUUUUAUUGUGUAUUGAUAUUAAGCAUGGAGAAGUUGAUGUAUUUUUAAGGCCUAAAUUUCGAAAUCGAGCGAAAAAUGAGUAGCCAUGCUAUUGAAAUUACGUGAGUGCCUUUUCGUUUUUGUUAAAAAUCUUGAUUCACAAUCUAUUUCGUCGUCACUUGUAUCAAUUUUAAGAAAAUUGGGGUAUUCUAGAUUUUAUAAUUCCGAAAAAAUGCGAAAAAUUUAUGCAAAGAGCUGGUAAUUUUAACAUACAGUAGAGAGAUCGAAAGCAAUAAGAUGAAAAAAGCAAUUCCUUUUAUUUUUUAUCAAUCCUCGUCUAUGAUUAUUCAAAAUUGCGAUAUUACUGCUAAAAAAAAUAGUAAAAUUUUAUGUUUUAAAACAUUGUUUACACAUUUUUUCCUAGUUAAUAUUUGCUUUCUAUUUCAAGCGGUGUAGAUUGUAAUAGUGCGAUUGACUUAAAUAAAAUGACUUGUAACAAAAUAUUCAAUACAUGUUAGAUACAUAUAUGCUUUGCCAUUUAUAAUUUUUGAUGAGGACAUUUUUAAUGAUGCAUUUUUAGUAGGGAUGGUUAACCUUUUCUUUAAUUAGUUUCAACAUCAGGACAUUUUUUGUCCAAAAUCGAACUUAUUAAUAAAAUUUAGCUUUGAUUCACUAAGUCGAAUUAGGUAAAACUUUCAUUUAGAUACAGCAAACUGAUUAGUUAAAAAAAUCCGAUGCAUCAUUAGAAAUCUGGUAUAAAGCACACAUCCUUAAUCUAUCUUGCAAGAUCUAACAAUGGUACUUCUUUAGAUAUAGCCCUUUCAAACAAUUAAUAAUAAAUUAAAUAUUGCUAGGUUUCAUUUUUAACAAAACAAUGUUAGUGUAAUUAUGUGUGUUCUGUUGGAAAAGAAUAAAAAUCGGCACUCUGAUAGCCUAUCAAAAGAUUUAAUUAAAAAAUGUAUUUUAAAUGAAAUUGUUCAACUUUACAUAUUUCAGUUCUAAAUUGAUUUUUGUGCCGAUUUUCAUUCUGACACUUCUGUUGAUAAUAUAAUAUAUGCUAUUCAAAA
Messenger RNA from Anthonomus grandis grandis, 15448 nucleotides. It is a transcript of the gene nonC, whose product is annotated as serine/threonine-protein kinase SMG1. Gene Ontology annotation, biological process: TOR signaling; negative regulation of macroautophagy; nuclear-transcribed mRNA catabolic process, nonsense-mediated decay. Lineage: Eukaryota; Metazoa; Arthropoda; Insecta; Coleoptera; Curculionidae. Gene Ontology annotation, molecular function: protein binding; protein serine/threonine kinase activity. The coding region runs from base 314 to 10516 and encodes 3400 amino acids. The transcript has 20 exons. The record is from RefSeq and is a predicted model, not a curated record. Gene Ontology annotation, cellular component: nucleus; TORC2 complex; TORC1 complex.